This is a messenger RNA of Prunus armeniaca (apricot), 465 nucleotides long. Lineage: Eukaryota; Viridiplantae; Streptophyta; Magnoliopsida; Rosales; Rosaceae. The record is from the annotation of a GenBank genome assembly.
AUGGGGGCAUUGCAAAGGAUGAUCAGAGAAAUGAUGGAGCCUGAAGCCAGAAGGGGAGAGAGGCGCACCUACAGAAAGCCAUAUCCACCUUACAUUGAUCAUAUACCCUUAUCCCUAGGUUUCAAAGUACCAAACUUCACUUUGUUUAAUGGAGAGGAUCCCCAUGCUUCAUCAGUCGAGCACAUAGGCAGAUUUUCUGUCCAGUGCAUAGCCAUAGAGAAUAACCCGCUGUUAAAGCUAAGGCUUUUCGGGAAUUCUCUCUCUGGACAAGCUUUCACUUGGUACACCAAUCUACCAGCAAAUUCUGUUCAGACUUGGGAAUAUAUGGAGAGUGUCUUCCAUGACUACUAUUACAGGAUUCAGCCAGAAGUUAUCAUCAGUGACCUUUCUGCCCUCAAACAGAGUGAAGAUGAACAUGCCCAAGACUUUAUAACCAGGUUCAGGAAGCUCAAAAUGAAGUGCUGA